AUGGUCCUCUCUUUCAUCUUGAUACAAAAUCGACAGGGAAAGACGCGCCUGGCCAAAUGGUAUGCGCCAUACAGUGAUGAAGAGAAGGUCAAGCUAAAAGGCGAGAUCCACCGCCUCGUCGCCCCCCGCGACCAAAAACACCAAUCCAAUUUCGUGGAAUUCCGCGGCUCCUCCAAAAUAGUCUACCGCCGCUACGCCGGUCUGUUCUUUUGCGCAUGCGUAGACGCCAAUGACAACGAACUCGCAUACUUGGAGGCGAUCCACUUCUUUGUCGAAGUGUUGGAUCAGUUUUUCGGAAACGUUUGUGAAUUGGAUUUGGUGUUUAACUUCUACAAGGUCUACGCCAUCCUCGACGAAGUCUUCCUCGCCGGCGAGAUCGAAGAAACAAGCAAACAAGUUGUCCUAACCCGACUAGAACACCUGGACAAACUCGAGUGAUGGAGGAUACCGAAGAAGGAUAAAGAGAAGGAAUUGCAAAAAUAUCGAUACCACGGGAACGCACAACAGGAGUUAUUGGAGUUUUCACACACACAUCAGCGGGAAAACAAAUUCGCAAAACAACUCAUCAUUGUUAUACUUAGGAAAUUGAGGUCUUAUCUCUGCAAAAAGAUGAUAGAGAGAUAUGCCUCAGUUGGCAUCGAAAAGUCAUCAUCUUGACCUUCGACGACCUUCAAAAGCAGAAAUGAAAAAAGCCUCGAGUUGAUAAAGCAACUAAAGCCGAAUGUUAAAAAAAGAUCAAAAAUGCAAGAGCUCGCUGUGCAAAAGUGCC
Aureobasidium pullulans EXF-150 is the source of this 769-nucleotide messenger RNA. RefSeq names its product putative AP-2 adaptor complex subunit sigma. The record is from RefSeq and is a predicted model, not a curated record. Lineage: Eukaryota; Fungi; Ascomycota; Dothideomycetes; Dothideales; Saccotheciaceae. The transcript has 5 exons. Gene Ontology annotation, cellular component: intracellular membrane-bounded organelle; AP-2 adaptor complex. The coding region runs from base 1 to 438 and encodes 145 amino acids. Gene Ontology annotation, biological process: clathrin-dependent endocytosis; protein transport. Gene Ontology annotation, molecular function: clathrin-cargo adaptor activity.